GAGAAUCAAAGUACUCGGAAAACGGUUUUAACUUAAAAUAUGAUAUAACAUAGAAAGCGAAAAAAUGACAGCAAGAAGCAUCACAGUCAACAUCAUAUGCUCAAACCUCACUCUGCAUAGUUUCUGAUGCACAAAACUAACCCCUCAUGUGGAGGCACAUAUCCACCCCCACCACCCGCGCCGCCCCGACAAAACGAUGUCGUUUUCUGCCCAACCCUUCAACCCUAUAAUCGUCAUGAUCGCAGCUGUCGUCGCCGCGCCGCCGUAUCUCCGCCGUUCCUGUUGACCACCGUCGUCGCUGCCGCCUCCUCGUGGUUGCGUAACAGGCGAAUCCGGUAUUUUUUUGUCUUCCUCUGCUCCCCGCUUCUCCUCGUCCUCCUCUGUGCAGCCAUCCCUUUCCUCUGUGCCGCCGAUCUCUGCCUUCGCCGACGCCUCUGGCAGAAGAUCCUCCGAGGUUCCUCCGGCGACGACGGCGGCGAUCGGCUCCGGCGUUGCGAGGAGGGGUGCUGCUGGUGCGGCGGAGACGAGAACGAGGAUGAGAAAGGUUUGUUGCAUAGAUACCUGCAGGAUCAGCUUCUUCUGGUUGGAUCGAUGUACGAGUGUGGUGAUGAUCAAGGCGAUGAAGAAGAAGAAGAUUCUAGAAGGGUUGAAGAUGUUGAAAAUCUGGGUUCUAGUAGUAGACUUCCUUUAUUGAGUUGAUUAAAUUUUAAAACCAACCGAAGAAAAAAAGAAGAAGGAACUUUUCCUUUGUUAUAUACAAAUUUUACAGCUUUGUAUCCAGGCCGACAUAAGAGAAGUUCUCUUAUAGUUAUGAGUGGGAUUCACUCAUUUAAAAAAAAAAGUAACACAGAAGUCGAUAUACGUGUAGGAGAGAAAAAUAAUAAUAUUUUCUCUUGUAUAUAUAGGAAAAAAAAAUUGUAUUGAGGUUCUAGGUACUGUUGCAGCAAGUUGCAAUCAGAUUCUUAACCAAUGCUAUAGUAUAUUGUAUAUGUUUUUUUUUUUUCUCCAUG
This is a messenger RNA of Gastrolobium bilobum, 1010 nucleotides long. RefSeq lists its product as uncharacterized. NCBI's taxonomy places the organism in Eukaryota, Viridiplantae, Streptophyta, Magnoliopsida, Fabales, Fabaceae. Bases 127 to 699 code for a protein of 190 amino acids. The transcript has a single exon. The record is from RefSeq and is a predicted model, not a curated record.